GCCUAUCCUUACUGCUAAUUCAGCUUUCACCUGUCGCAAUGUCGUGUACAUGUAAUUAAUUCGGAUCACACUGGUUUACCUAUAUUAUUGACAAUGCAACUCCGUUUACUUUACGCAGUUUGUGGCCUAAAACCCGUACACGAGGGUUCCCGACGCUUUGCUCUUCGGGCUUUUCGUGCGUUUUCGGAUUGUGCGGCGGAUUCACGGGAGCCUCUGAAACAGUGGAGUCUUACAGUCAGUCCUUUUAUUAAAAUCAGCUGUCACCUCCACUGUAAUGUCUCUAUACGACCUCUGGAUCCUCAUGCUUUCCCGGGAUCGGAUCGGGCUCUGAUUUCACUACACGGACACGGCGGUGGUAAACUGGACGGUUUUCAGGUUCACUAUGAUGAUCAGAGGAAGGAACUGAAAGUGGAAGCUGAUCAGGACAUCACUGAUUUAUCUGUAGAGCUUGCGACUCCUAUUAAAAGCGAUCUACACGUUGUUACUAAAGGAAAGGGCAGCGUGAAGAUCCAGAACAUGGAAAGUGAUGUGUGUCAGAUUCAGACUGAAAAAGGUGACUGUGUUCUUCAGUCUGUCAAGAGUCACAUAGUGAAGGUGCAUUCCAGUGGAGGAAGCAUCACUGGUGUGGGUACAAUCCAUGGAGAAGUAGACAUCGUUACUGCUGGAGACAGUAGUAUUGACAUAAAAAAGAUCCAAGGGACUUCCAUGAAUGUGUGCACGGAACACGGUCCAUUAAAAGUGAAAGCUGUUUAUGCUGAGUCAAGUGUCUUGGACUCCUCUUCUGGAAAAAUCCAUGUUGGUCAUGCACAUGGUGAAACACUUGUUCGGAGCAACACCGGAGACAUCGUCAUUGAUAGUUCGAGCGGUGCCCUUACAGCGUUUACUAAUGCUGGAAGCAUUAAUGCAUAUGUGAGCCAAACAGGAAGAGCAGAACUUCAUACACAACAAGGUGCCAUACAUGUGCGUAUACCAUCCACUUUGAAGGCCUGGGUGCAGUUAUGUGGGACGACAGUGGACAGCAGUUCAGAUGUCACUCAGGAGACAGAACAACAGUCAGCUGAAGGCAAAACGGUUCUUACUGGGCGGUUGAAUGGUGGCACACAGGAGGACUGCUGGAUCAGAGCCACAGCUGACAGAGGAGCCGUCAGUCUCAAUAUCCAGAGCUGGAUUGAGACACUUAAACUGAAGAGCUAAAAAAGAAAUGUGUCUAUGUGUCUUCCUGUGUACAUUAUGCCAUUUCUAUUUAUCAAGAUGUAAGUUAAUAAAUGUCUUAAAGUGUUGUAUCGAAAUAAAAAACACUGGAUUGUU
This is a messenger RNA of Trichomycterus rosablanca, 1308 nucleotides long. RefSeq names its product family with sequence similarity 185 member A (gene fam185a). Bases 94 to 1194 code for a protein of 366 amino acids. The transcript is spliced from 8 exons. NCBI's taxonomy places the organism in Eukaryota, Metazoa, Chordata, Actinopteri, Siluriformes, Trichomycteridae. The record is from RefSeq and is a predicted model, not a curated record.